Messenger RNA from Bursaphelenchus okinawaensis, 234 nucleotides. The record is from the annotation of a GenBank genome assembly. NCBI's taxonomy places the organism in Eukaryota, Metazoa, Nematoda, Chromadorea, Rhabditida, Aphelenchoididae.
AUGCGAAUCACCGUCUCCAGCCUAAAAACUUUCCAAGGAAAGGAAGCGGAUAUAGUGAUCAUCGUCACAGUAAAAGGGUCCGAGUCACCCUCCAGCAACUUUGCAUUCCAACAGAACAGAAUUACGACGGCUUUAACUCGUGGCCGUCAACUCCUGGUCGUGAUUGGAGACCGUCAAACCAUCUCCAACAACAGUCCCGAGCUCUCACGAUUGCUUUGGUACAGCCGACGGUAG